This is a messenger RNA of Spea bombifrons (plains spadefoot toad), 5381 nucleotides long. It is a transcript of the gene LRRFIP1, whose product is annotated as LRR binding FLII interacting protein 1. The coding region runs from base 485 to 3730 and encodes 1081 amino acids. NCBI's taxonomy places the organism in Eukaryota, Metazoa, Chordata, Amphibia, Anura, Pelobatidae. The transcript has 22 exons. Gene Ontology annotation, molecular function: RNA polymerase II cis-regulatory region sequence-specific DNA binding; DNA-binding transcription factor activity, RNA polymerase II-specific. The record is from RefSeq and is a predicted model, not a curated record. Gene Ontology annotation, biological process: regulation of transcription by RNA polymerase II.
CAGCACGUUGCUUUCUGUUAAAGGGAUGACGGUGUACAGACACAGGCUGUUAUUGUUAUGUGGCUCGGCAGGCUUUCUGGGAGGUGUGAUGUGCGGAGGGCGGGCGCUGAGUCACCCAGAGGAAACUGUUGCCUGUUUGCACAGUUCCUGCACCUCCCUUCAUAGUCUGAGCACCCUGUACAUGCAGGCAUCACGCCAGGUCAUUCACCUGUCCGGCUGGUUGUGUGCGUGUCGGCCCUGCGUGGCCUGUUGGAAAGUGAGUCACCUGUGAGCCUUACCACUCCUACUCAGGUGGAGGCAGCAGAACAGGUCCUCCUCCUCCUCCUUCACAGCUGACGCCAGCUAAUGACAGGCUGCAGAGAGCCAAGGAUUAAAUCCCCCUCUAAGCACCUGACCUCUGGGAAGUCCGCUUUCAGACGGUGGAAUCCAAGUGUGGGCUGUUGUGAAUGAGAAAACUACACCGAGAAGACAGGAAGCCAUAGAGAUGCAGGAUAUCUCAGACUGUCUAAGCCAGGAAGCACAGAAUGUGGCGGAAUUGAGGUUGGCGGCGAAAAGAGCAGCACGAGCUGAAGCAAGGGAGAUCCGCAUGAAGGAGCUGGAAAGGCAGCAGAAGGAGAUCUAUCAGGUUCAAAAGAAAUAUUAUGGCCUGGACACCAAGUGGGGGGACAUUGAGCAGUGGAUGGAAGACAGUGAGCGAUACUCACACAGACUGCGGAGAAACCCCCAGGCUCCAGAUGAAGAUGACGUUAUGUCUGUGGGUAGCAGGAGCAGUCUGAGGACCAAUGGUUACGAGGAUGAGCUGCUUGGAGCCUCUCAGUAUAGGAAGUCCAGCAGGAGCUCCACAGGCAGCGGAGAAAUAGUCCAGUCGUCCCGGGGGUCCACCAGAGAUGAACCAAUGAGCACUUAUUAUUCUGACCCCAGUCUGGCCAGCACUCCACUGACCUCGAAGCCACAACAGGCUAUGCACAACGGAAGCCGGCCAUCCCUACUCAACUGCAACACUUUGCCUUCAAAAUCACAGCGGGGCUCUGUCUAUGAUGAGAGUGUUACAGGUGGCAGCCGACGUUAUAGUUCCUCAAGCUCCAGGCCUCCUUCUGAGUACAGUUGUUACCUGGGCUCUGGAUCUCGUGCUUCUUCUCGUGCCAGUUCUGCCCGUGCCAGCCCAGUGUCUUCAGAGGCCCCUGGUGUCCCUAUGUUACGCCGUGGGUCCACCUGUGGCAGUGUUUCUUCAUUGGGUCUUCUGGACACAGGCUCUAUUCCAUCGAUCCAUGGAGUGGAGGAAAGACCUGACAAAGACUUUGCAGAGAAGGGAUCCCGUCCAGCAUCCAGUUUGUCUGCAGCUACCCUCGCUUCCCUUGGAGGAACGUCCUCCCGAAGGGGCAGCGGGGACACCUCUAUAUCUGUGGACACAGAAGCAUCUAUCAGAGAAAUAAAGGAGAUCAGUGAGUUAAAGGAGCAGAUUGAUGAUGUAGAAGGCAAAUACAUGCAAGGGCUAAAGGAGAUGAAGGACUCCCUGGUGGAGGUGGAAGAAAAGUAUAAAAGGUCCAUGGUAACAAAUGCCCAGCUGGACAAUGAGAAAAGUUCCUUGCAGUAUCAGGUGGACACACUGCGAGAAGUACUUCUAGAACUUGAGGAGGAGCUUGCGGAGUCCCGGCGCCAAUAUGAAGAUAAGCAUAAAGAGUGUGAACGUCACAAACACGAACAGAAUGUCCUGCGUUUCCAACUGAGUGAGAUAAAGGGGGCUUUGGAGCAAAGGGAGGAACUGCUUACGGAGAUCCGUCAGCUACAGCAGAAGCAGGAAAGGAGCGACCAUGAAAUCUGUGACCUGAAGGAGACCAUAGAGUGGAAGGAUAAAAAAAUAGGGGCUCUAGAAAGACAGAAAGAAUUUUUUGACCCAGUUCGCAACGAGCGCGAUGAACUCAGGGAAGAAGUAAGCCGACUAAAAGAGGCAUUAAAGAAACAUGGAAUUGCACUAGAUUUGGAGGGCAAUACAAAUGGACACUCCUCAUUAGAACCCCACAUCAAUGAUGACAGCCAUGACCCUUCAGUAAAGGAAGCAUCUCUGGGCAAAACCAACGAAGCAGAGGUGAAAAAGGAGGUGAUAUCUAGUCAGGGCUCCCAAGUCAAAGAAAUUGCUUCAGAGGAAUUGUCACGGAAUGAAGAGUCAAAAGAAAACGCCAAGGAGCACAGAGAAUAUGAAAUUGCCAAUGAUAAAAGUGUCAAGUUAGCAGAUGUGGUUAAUGAUAAUGGUACACUUGGCAUGUUGCAGGUCUGUUCCAGUCAACAACACGAGGGACCAGAAACUGAUUUAAAAGAUAUGAGCAGUGAGGGUGAAUGUGAACGAAUAGAUGAAGUUGAUAAAGAGAUACAUUUAGGCACUGUUGAAUUAGAAAGGGAAAGAACCCAAAAUAAUAGAGGUGUUAGUCCACUAGGAAGUGAAGUCUUUCAAGAUGCUUUGGAUUUUGUUGAACCAAUGCCAGAAGCAACAAGUGGACUUCAGGAAACAUCCAACUGCUGUCAGAGUGUUUGUACAGAUGUGGAUAAAGAAGGUAAAGUCAGUGAACAAGAAGUAACUUCAGAGGAUGUCAUUAGGUGUGAUGUACAAUGUACAGCAAGUGAAAGUUCUGUUGACCAAAAAGAAGUGGUUAAUGCUUCCCAAAGUAAGCCUGAGGCUUCCACAGAAGAAAGUGACGAGGCAGGAUCCACUAAGUCUCUCUUCCCUGAAGCAUGUGAGAACCUGAAGAGUAGCCAAGAUGAUAUUGUAGCCAAACUGGGGACAAAGGAAUUUGAAGAUACAGAAAAAGAAACUAGCAGCAGCAGUGAUGGCUCUUUUAAAGAAAUAGAGGAUCAAGUAUGUGCAUGUGAUGAAUUAGAUGUAGGUCAGAAACCGAUUGAACUGGAAAACUGUGGCCCUGAGAGUGAGCACGUUGGCCAUGAAAAUAUACUUCAAGACCCAGAAACAAAAAUAAUUCAAGGAAUUACAGGUGAAUCAUCAGAUGUUUUGAGUAAUUUAGAAGUGGAAAAGCCUGUCAUUGCUGCAGAAGGAACUGGAGUGACUGCUGAUACAGAAGAAGCAAAACUGGAUACUGACAAGACUGAUAUAUCGAUUGGGCAGUCACCACAAGAAAUAGCUUUAGAAAAUAAAAAUGUCCAUCUCGAUGACUCUGAAACGUACAAAGAUAAAGAUGUACCAGAUACUGUAGCUAAUGAAAGUACAAAUGUUCAAGAUAAAAAAGUUGAUAAGGGACUGUACAUGGAGAGUGUCAGUGGCCAAGAAGACGAAAGAAAAGAAAGUCAAGGGGAUGUUGUGGCUUUGGAAACUGACCUUGGCUGCAACAUAGAGGACCGGAAGACUGAGGAAUGUUCUGUGGAAGAAGACACUUCUGAGUUCAAGGAGCAUCAGAAAAAAGUAAUAACUCAAGAUGAAGUUGUAGAGCCUGACAGCGAUGUCAAUAAACGGUUAAGCAGUACACAGAGUGUUGGUGAACACCAGAAUGAAACUUUAAGUAGUGAGGAAGAAACUUCACAAGAAGAGACGGACUCUGAUGAUAAAGAAGAUUAUCAUGGACCAAGUGAGAAGUACCCAGGAGAAAGUGACAUACCCAGGUCACAAAUCGGAUCAUCAGUGGACCAAACAUCUAGCAGAGAGAAUAUACAUGCAGAAGAAAGCACAGAAAAAGUUGUAAGAAUGGGGAAAGGCAAAAACAAAGAAGACUGUGUGGUAUCCUGAAAGAAUAGACUUCUGAGCUGGACACUGCAUUGUAUCUGCCACGAUUUCUUAUGUUGCACUGGUGCCUUUCAUCUUUUGCUGUCAGCAGUAGUUAUAUCUCUGACACAGAUGGGUAUAUUAGGCAAAAAAAACAACAAAAAACUCUAUAACAUAUUUUCAUGCUUACCUACAAUUUCAGCCUAUUAGAGAAUCAAAUGCACUGGGUUGUAAGACGUUUACUAAAACGCAUUGACUAGAUUUGACAAAGUCCUGCAGCUCUCAUCUGAUUGUAGAAACCUGGUAGGGUCCAUUGUGCAUUAGGUGUGUCAAACUGUAAGAGUCUACAGAACUUGAAGCUUUUUUUAUUAGUAUAGGUAGUCCUGAUUUACAUAGGAAUUCUAUCUGAGGGUUUAGCUAAAGUAACUGUCUCUAAUGUAUACCGUUGGUAGACUUUGGUCACCUUUAAGCUCUCCAUCUUCUCGUCUUGCACCAUUAAUAUCAAACUAAAUAUCUGAGUAGCACUGCUAAAUGGAAGCAAAAAAUGGAUUAUAAAAAAUCACCUUAUUUAUUUCACUUGAUCAUUCCUGGAUUAUUCCUUAAUUUGUUCACACGGCUGAUUAUGGGACACAUUUUUAAUGUAUGGACGAUGAUUUAUUACAAAUCCCACAUCUAUGUAUGUUUUUGAUUGUGUAACACAAAAGUCUUGGCAAGCAAUAUAAUACAUAUGCAGACUUCCACCAUCUUAAUGCCCUUGUAUCAUUGACUUACCUAAAAUCAGAACAUAUUUCUUCUUAGACCAAUACCACAUUUUAAACCGCUUAAUCUUUUUUCUCAUACAAUUUGCACUGAUGCCUAGAAGAUAUAGAGCGUAGGGAAUUGGAGGCAAUACAUAUGUCUCGCUCUCCUAAGCUAUCAUCCACAUAAAAACAAUAAAUCAACUGAAAUCUAGCAAUAAACCAUAUCAGCCAUUUCUUCAUUUAUUUGUUUUAAAUAUUGUGAAAUCUUGGGGCAUCAGCGUUCACACAUUCCGGUCCGUAAUUGCUAGUGAUAUAAAUAGUCUGGAGAUUGUCAGCUCCUGCCAGAUGUCUUUUGUCCACAACUCCAAGUAAAAUGCGCAUUCCUUUCAGCUGCAUAUUUACAAAACCUUCUCGUUUCAUAAGGAAAAAUGGUUGCCUAACACAAGACACAUCUAUAGCACUGAGCAGCUUUUUAGAAUAUAAUGGUUUUAUUUUCUUUUUGGACUGGGGCAACAAACAAAUCAGCUUAUUAUGGCCUCGAAUACAUACCGAUUUAGUUAUGGUCUCAGAAUGAUUAGUUGUGUUCUUGGUGUUUUUGCCCGUGAAAGUAUGUUGUGCGUGGUAAGACAACAUCAGAGCCUCCAGCAGAGAAAGGCAGAUGUUGUCCUCUUUUCCUUAGUGUCAUGUGCUCUUAUUCUUCCCUUACCCCAUAGAGGGGACCUUUACACACUGUAUACAUUCCCAGGUGAAACCUGCUUUGCUUACAGGAGAUAUAUUAAUAUAUGCACACUGUGUGCCUGUUACAAACACAAUCUGCUGCUAGUGAGAAACCUAUUUUUGAAAAAAAAAAAUACCUAAAUCUAUACUUUCCUACCCUGAGCUGUAUAUAAUGGAAAUAAACCAGUUUUAUUCCUUUCAACUGUUUUGCCUCCUGU